AUGAUUAAAUAAUAUAUUCUACCAUUGCUUCUAAUUUAAUUACCAUUACUUGUUAAUUCGUAAGGAUAACUUAACAUACAAUGCUUUGGUGAAAAUUAAUCUCCAAUUUAUAUAAAACAAGAUUAUUCGUGCAAAAAUGAUGUUGAUUAUCCAUUCUAUUUUAUUUUUGAUUAAAGGGAUAUCAAAAUUUCAGUCUCUCAAGCAGACUACCAUAAAAAGUAUUCAGUUAGCGAUGGAGGUAUUUCAAUAACUGCCAAAGACACAAACAACUAAAUUUAGACUUUUAAUCUAACAAGUAUUGAAAUAUACACACCGGGACGACAUAGAAGAUUAUAUAAAAACAUGUAUGAAGAUGUAUAUCAGUCUGUUAUUCCUGAUGUUGAACUUGUAUUUUAUAUGAAAGCAUAAAGUACAACUAAUUAGCAAGAAAAUAGCGAAAAUGGAUAAGCAAUAACCUAAGCAGCUGUUAGUUUUCUAUUUAACAGAUAAGGAAAAUAAAAUAUGAGCUGGUAUUUAGAAGGAAGUUUUUUAUUGUCCCCGUUUGCAAAUAAUUAAUAAACUAUCAAUAUAAAUCCUUCAACAGAUUUUCAAAAAUACUUUAGCCUGAAAUAUAAUCAUGGAUUUUUUUAAUAUCACGGGUCAUAAAUAGCUGUAAACUGUGCCUAAGAAAAUGUUAACUGGUUUGUUUUCGAUGAAAUAUUUUUACUGCAAGAUGAUGUUUAUUAAUAUUUUUACUAAAGUUAUGGGUAAUAAAAUAUUUUAUUAGGUGCUUUGAGAGAUGUUUAGCAGUUUAAUAAAAACCCUAUCAUUAAAGUUGGGUGUUUUGAUCAGCAGUAUGAAAAAAUUUAUGUAAAUAGUAAUUAUGGCUUUUGGGGGUAUUUAGUGAUAUUAACUAUUUACUUUUUUUCUGCCUAUUUCAGGCCUAACUAUAAAAAUAUUUAUUAAAAUGAAUACAGAAACAAUUUAAAAACAUAAAUUCCUUUGUAUUCAAUUUUUAAAGUAGAGCAUAGAGUUUACUUUAAUAAAAAUAGUAGGACUACUUUACUAUUUACUCAAAUCACAUUUUAGAUGUUCAUUUAAUGCAUCUUAAUUUAAUAGAAUAGCUCAUAGAUUUUUUCUUUUGUAAUUUUUAGCUUUGUAAGUGUUUUCAUUAGUUGGCCUCCUUGCUUUUUAUUAGGAUACUUAAACUUUCUUAACUAUAAAAAAUUUAAAAUAAUUUUGGAUUCUUAGAUAAAAAUUAUAAAAGCUUCUGAACACAACAAAGAUGAUGAAGAAUUUAUUCAAUAAAUUGAAAAAUCUCAGUUCUAAUCUCAUACUUACACAUACAUAUUUUAUACGAUUUGCAUGGGAUUGAUGAUAUGUUUCUGGAUAGUUAGCUCAUUAAUAAUGUAAAAUUGGAGUGAUUAAAAUUAUAUUAAUUGGGCAAUAUCUGUGCCUAUAAUGAUUAUAAUAGACUUACUAAUCGAUAUAUUAAUUGUCAAACUAAAGUUAAAGCCAUAAUUUUUUGCUCUUAAAGGAUAUUAUUUGGAUGUAGAAUUAACUGAUUUGAUAAAACAAGACAAAGACAUUAAAAUUAUUUGA
Tetrahymena thermophila SB210 is the source of this 1581-nucleotide messenger RNA. RefSeq names its product transmembrane protein, putative. The record is from RefSeq and is a predicted model, not a curated record. Lineage: Eukaryota; Ciliophora; Oligohymenophorea; Hymenostomatida; Tetrahymenidae. The transcript is spliced from 6 exons.